Messenger RNA from Lecanosticta acicola, 834 nucleotides. NCBI's taxonomy places the organism in Eukaryota, Fungi, Ascomycota, Dothideomycetes, Mycosphaerellales, Mycosphaerellaceae. The record is from the annotation of a GenBank genome assembly.
AUGAAGGCGAAUCUAUUGCUCUCUGCGCUGGUCAGCGGUGCAGCGGCCAAGAGCAUAGCGCCUCCAGGACCGCCUGUCCAGCACAUCUUCUCAAACCCGCCAGAAGAGCAUGGCGAAUGGUACAAGCUACCGACCGUCAGAGAGUCCGCAGCAAUGGCUCGAAAGAUCCUACACUUGACCACACUCGGCACACUCGUGACAAGAUUUCCUGGGCCGUCAUCCGCGGGCGAAGUCGAUUUGCAAGAUAGUCGUCCGGCAAACGUCGCCGGUGAUGGCGUUGGUCUGAUGGAGUACUACGCAGACUGCGAUCCUCACACCGGCAACCCCAUCAUGCUCGCGAUAGACAUUGCCACGCCGUUCAGGAAUUACAAGCAAGGCUCGAACAUCAGCCUUAGCGUAAGAUGGUGGCCGGAACGCAAGAAGACAUACUCCUCCCUCUUCUGGUCUCCGUCAGACGAGGAAGAGGGAAUCCCAACACCACACACGCCUGCUGCGCUGCCUCGAUUCUCUCUGCAUGGACACCUCGUCGAUGUAUCCCCCAAUCGAUCGGAUUACGACCGGAUACAGAAGUGUUUCCUGCGAUCGCAUCCAGACUCCAUCUACUGGCAGCCGGGCAACGAGGUCUCGCAUGCAAGCCACUACGUACAGCUGGUUGUCGAGCAUGUCUUCUGGUUUGGCGGCUUUGGAGAUCGCGCGAGAAUUCAGUGGUUACCGGUCGAAGAGUGGAGGAAUGUCAGUAUGAAGGAAGCUUUCGAGGCAAGGCUACCCGGCGAGCACAAGAAGAAGAAGACAAGCUGUACAUCGGACAAGAGCUGGUGGAGAAAUUGGUUAUGA